Messenger RNA from Ricinus communis (castor bean), 2219 nucleotides. Its product is annotated as serine carboxypeptidase 24. The transcript is spliced from 9 exons. Gene Ontology annotation, molecular function: serine-type carboxypeptidase activity. Bases 419 to 1828 code for a protein of 469 amino acids. NCBI's taxonomy places the organism in Eukaryota, Viridiplantae, Streptophyta, Magnoliopsida, Malpighiales, Euphorbiaceae. The record is from RefSeq and is a predicted model, not a curated record. Gene Ontology annotation, biological process: brassinosteroid mediated signaling pathway; proteolysis.
GGUAUUAUUAAUAGUACAGCUCAUACAAGGAGAAGGACUUGUGAGAGAUGCAUUUAUGAUGCCCAUUUUCUGGUGCAUGAUUCAUAACCAAGUUCUGACCUAAGGUCCCUCUGUCUUUCUAGCUUUCUAUGCACCCAUUUCUCUCUUCCUCAAGAAUCUCAGGAAAAAAAUAAAAAAUAAGAGGUGGUCCACUCCAGAUACAGUUGCCCAACCAGCUGCUACCUAGCUGCACCAAAGUAGUGUAGUAAUGCAGCAAAAGAUUUAACUCCAAACCCUCAUCCCUAUAAACCUGUAAAAAAAAAAAACAAAAGAAAAAUUGACUGCACAUUCAAUACCAUCAUAUAUACCAGCACUCACUUCACUUCUUCCCUAUAUAGUGGAGACACCCUUAAAAUUUCUCCUUUUGGAGGAGAGUGCAAUGGCAGUUCAAAGAAAAACUCAUGUCUUCUUUUUGUCUUUAAUACUGGUUGUCUUCUCUGGAAUGGACACCACCACCAUUGUUGAUGCUUUGGCCAAUAAAGAGCAAGAGCUAGAUCGAAUCUCAGCUCUUCCUGGUCAGCCACCAGUUACUUUUUCUCAGUUCUCUGGGUAUGUUACUGUCAAUGAGAAACACGGUCGUGCACUCUUCUACUGGUUGACAGAAGCAACUUCCAGUCCUCACCACAAACCUCUUGUUCUUUGGCUAAAUGGAGGACCAGGCUGCUCAUCUGUGGCAUAUGGAGCAUCAGAGGAAAUUGGACCAUUUCGGAUUAACAGAACAGGCUCAUCUCUUUAUCUAAAUAAGUAUUCAUGGAACACAGAAGCAAAUAUUCUCUUCUUGGAGUCACCUGCUGGUGUAGGAUUCUCAUACACAAAUACAAGCUCUGAUCUUAAAGAUUCUGGUGACAAAAGAACAGCUCAGGAUGCUCUAGUUUUUCUUCUCAGAUGGUUUUCAAGGUUUCCCCAAUAUAAAUAUAGAGAUUUCUUCAUUGCUGGGGAAAGUUAUGCAGGGCAUUAUGUUCCCCAAUUGGCCAAGAAAAUUCAUGAUUAUAAUAAGGGUCAUUCGCAUCCCAUCAUCAAUCUCAAAGGAUUCAUUGUUGGAAAUGCUGUCACAGAUAACUUCUAUGAUAGCAUUGGGACUGUUACAUUCUGGUGGAGCCAUUCAAUGAUAUCAGACAGGACGUACCGAUCAAUUAUUGAUAACUGCAACUUCAAAGAAGAUAAUAAAACAUCUGAAAAAUGUGAUGAUGCUGUGACUUAUGCUAUGAACCAUGAAUUUGGAGAUAUCGAUCAGUACAGCAUUUAUACACCAGCUUGCAUACAGUUGCCUAAUAAAACCAGUGUAAGAUCAUUAAGGCUUAAAAACACGCUUUUGCGGAGAAGGGUUUCUGGUUAUGAUCCUUGCACUGAGAAUUAUGCAGAGAAAUACUUUAACAGACCUCAAGUGCAGAAGGCAAUGCAUGCAAAUAUUACAGGAAUUCCUUAUAAAUGGACUGCUUGCAGUGAUGUUCUUAUUAAGAACUGGAAGGAUUCUGAGUAUUCUGUGUUACCUAUAUACAAGGAGCUCAUUGCAGCUGGUUUGAGAAUAUGGGUUUUCAGUGGUGACACAGAUUCUGUAGUUCCUGUAACUGCAACUAGGUUUUCUCUCAGCCACCUCAAUCUCACCGUUAAAACGCGGUGGUACCCUUGGUACUCCGGCAACCAGGUCGGAGGAUGGACGGAAGUGUACAAUGGGCUAACCUUUGUAACAGUUAGAGGAGCUGGACAUGAAGUUCCACUGUUUCAACCAAGGCGAGCAUUCAUUCUUUUCAGAUCAUUCUUGGCAGGAAAAGAACUGCCCAAAUCUUGAUUCUUGUCAUUUUGCCUAUUCCUCCAACAGAACAAAAAUAACAAAAAAAAAAAAAAAAGAUUUGAGAGCAAUUGGUUUUUGCUUCAAGAAGGUUUAGUGGAGCAAUCCACAUAACCUUAUUUUAAACCCCUCAAAACAAAUGAUGACGGGUGAAGAAGCAACUAGGGUUUAGCAAUAAUAUCAUUCAUUCAAAAGUGUAAUUCAGAGUUUCUAAGACAAUUUGUUGGUAGUUUAAUUUAUAGACAGCAGCAACUGCUAUUUCAGAUGGAGGACAUGGGUACUGAGGUCAAAAUGUUCUUACAAUCUCUAAUGCAAAAACAAUAGAGACCUGAGGUUUCCAACAAAAUGAAAAUUUAAAAGAAAAAAAACAUUUUGACAUCACUUUCCAGAG